Eremomyces bilateralis CBS 781.70 is the source of this 1910-nucleotide messenger RNA. Its product is annotated as ATP synthase-like protein subunit alpha. Lineage: Eukaryota; Fungi; Ascomycota; Dothideomycetes; Eremomycetales; Eremomycetaceae. Gene Ontology annotation, molecular function: ATP binding; ADP binding; proton-transporting ATP synthase activity, rotational mechanism. Bases 56 to 1717 code for a protein of 553 amino acids. The transcript has 7 exons. The record is from RefSeq and is a predicted model, not a curated record. Gene Ontology annotation, biological process: proton motive force-driven ATP synthesis; proton transmembrane transport.
UUUCAUUUCAAUUGGUAGCGGAGCCUUCCAUCAGAGCUUCUUGAGCACAGUCACCAUGUUCAGGAACGCCCUCCGACAGUCGUCUCGCGCCGUCGGUGCUGUCUCUGCCUCUGGCAGGGUUGCUACCCGAUCCGGUCCGGCUGCUCUCAACAUCGCAUCAAGAUCCGCCAACGGCUACGCCACCGAUGCCAAAGCCGCCCCGACCGAAGUCUCCUCGAUCUUGGAGCAGCGAAUCCGUGGCGUUCAGGAGGAAGCUGGCCUUGCCGAGACUGGCCGUGUCCUCUCCGUCGGUGACGGUAUCGCCCGUGUCCAUGGCAUGCGCAAUGUCCAGGCCGAGGAGUUGGUCGAGUUCGCUUCCGGUGUCAAGGGCAUGUGCAUGAACUUGGAAGCCGGCCAAGUCGGUGUGGUGCUUUUCGGUUCCGAUCGAUUGGUCAAGGAAGGCGAGACCGUCAAGCGUACCGGAGAGAUUGUCGAUGUCCCCGUUGGUCUGGAACUUCUUGGCCGCGUCGUCGAUGCUCUGGGUAACCCCAUCGACGGCAAAGGUCCUCUCAACACCUCCGAGAAGCGCCGUGCUCAGCUUAAGGCUCCCGGUAUCUUGCCUCGUCACUCCGUCAACCAGCCCGUGCAGACAGGUCUGAAGGCCAUCGACGCCAUGGUGCCGAUCGGUCGUGGACAGCGUGAGUUGAUCAUCGGUGAUCGUCAAACCGGAAAGACUGCCGUCGCUCUCGAUGCCAUGCUGAACCAGAAGCGAUGGAACGACACUUCCGAUGAGACCAAGAAGCUGUACUGCGUGUACGUCGCCGUUGGUCAGAAGCGGUCCACCGUUGCCCAGCUCGUCAAGACCCUGGAGGAGAACGAUGCCAUGAAGUACACCAUCAUCGUCGCGGCCACCGCUUCCGAAGCCGCUCCUCUGCAGUACAUCGCUCCUUUCACCGGUUGCUCCAUGGGUGAGUGGUUCCGUGACAACGGCCGCCACGCCGUCAUCAUCUACGACGAUCUGUCCAAGCAGGCCGUCGCGUACCGUCAAAUGUCCCUGCUGCUCCGUCGUCCUCCGGGUCGUGAGGCUUACCCCGGCGACGUUUUCUACCUCCAUUCCCGACUUCUGGAGCGUGCUGCCAAGAUGAACGAUAAGCACGGUGGUGGUUCCCUCACUGCGCUUCCCAUCAUCGAGACCCAGGGUGGUGACGUGUCUGCCUACAUUCCCACCAACGUCAUCUCCAUCACCGACGGCCAGAUCUUCUUGGAAGCCGAGUUGUUCUACAAGGGUAUCCGCCCGGCCAUCAACGUCGGUCUGUCCGUGUCCCGUGUCGGCUCCGCCGCGCAGCUCAAGGCCAUGAAGCAAGUCGCCGGAUCGCUGAAGCUCUUCUUGGCCCAGUACCGUGAGGUCGCUGCCUUCGCCCAGUUCGGUUCCGAUCUGGAUGCGUCGACCAAGCAGACCCUGAGCCGUGGUGAGCGUCUGACCGAGCUCCUCAAGCAGAAGCAGUACUCGCCCAUGGCCGUCAACGAGAUGGUGCCGCUGAUCUACGCCGGUGUCAACGGGCACCUGGACAACGUCCCGGUUGCGAAGAUUCUCACGUGGGAGUCCGACUUCAUUGCCCACUUGAAGGCCAACGAGUCCGAGCUGCUGUCCCAGAUUGAGCGUGAGGGUGCGUUGAGCAAGGAGUUGGAGGGCAAGUUGAAGGAUGUCGUCGUCACCUUCACCAAGAGCUUCCUAUGAGUGUGAGAUUAGGAAAUGUAUAAUAUGCCUUAACACCUCUCCAAGCAAAGCGCCAGCGUGGACAUCGCCGUCAGUCCACGGGAGUGCUCAUGGACUGCGGUGCCAUUGUCCCAGUUCCCUUUCACCACAAUUGUCGAUACAGCUCUCCUUUCUUGUUUGGUUGAUGGCUGGUGAAGAUGCGUAGCUCUCUAGA